AUGAAUGAUACAGGCCACAUUGAUGGUGAUGGGUUGACACUGAUGUCAGAUAGGCAGAAGGGUUUGAUUGAGGCCAUCUCCAUUACUGCACCAAAGGCUGAUGUCAGGUUUUGUGUUAGGCAUAUCUGGGCCAAUUUCAAGAAGAAGUUUGCUGGGACAUUGUUCAAGGAAGCCUUCUGGAAAGCUGCCAAAGCCACCACUCUACACCAAUUUCAAAAAGAACUUGGAGGUAUAAGGUUCCUAUCUGAGGAGGCCUACAACUUUUUGGUUGAUAUACCAGCAAGGCACUGGUCCAGGCAUGCCUUCACUACAACAGCCAAGUCCAACAUGGUAACAAACAAUAUGUGUGAGACUUUCAACGCAGUUAUCAAAGAGGCAAGGGACAAGCCUGUGAUUACCUGCAUGGAGUGGUUAAGGAGGUACAUAAUGAAGAGGCAAGCUGAGAAAUGGAGGAAGGGUGCUAAAUAUUGCACUGCAAUUCAUUCAAGAACAGAUGAAUGGGAGGUGGACACAGCUGAUGAUAGGCUCAUUGUGAAUCAGAGAACAAGAACUUGUACAUGCAACCACUUUAUGCUAACUGGCAUACCUUGCAGCCAUGCAUGGAGUUGCAUUGUGGCUAAAAGAGAAAGGCCUGCAGACUAUGUGGAUCAAUGCUACAACAAGGAGACAUACACCAAAGCUUACUCUUCACAUGUUAAGCCCAUGCCUGGGUACAAGCACUGGGAUGCUUGUGAUAACCCAGAGCCACUGCAGACUAUGUGGAUCAAUGCUACAAGCACUGGCAGACCUAGCUUGAAGAAAAGGAGAAAGGAAGAUGAUGAGGUAGAGAAGGGACAGGGAAAGAAAGUGAAAAGACAAGGUAGGAACCAAAAGUGCUCGAACUGUGGAGAGUAUGGGCACAAGAACUACAAAGGAAAGUGCAAGAAACCUAAGGUUGCACCUGCUGCCAAAAGUCCCAAAAAAGGAGGAAGACCUGCUUCUAAUGAUGCUUGGGUGCUGGCCUGUAAGAAGAAAAAGGAGAUAAGGGCAAACAUGAUGAGCUAUGCCCCCCCAAGUGAGCAACAAGACACACAAGGACAAACCAGCAAAAAGCCCAAGAAUAAGAGCGGGAAAAAUCCGGAAUCUCAGCACAAUAGUGACCCACAAUCUCAGCCCACCAAACCACCAAAGAAGAAACUAAAAAGCUUGAAAGAUGACUUGCUUUCAUGA
Molecule: messenger RNA, 1209 nt
Organism: Beta vulgaris subsp. vulgaris (sugar beet)
Lineage: Eukaryota; Viridiplantae; Streptophyta; Magnoliopsida; Caryophyllales; Amaranthaceae
Exons: 5
Coding region: 1-1209 (402 amino acids)
Molecular function (GO): zinc ion binding
Source: RefSeq, a predicted model, not a curated record